This is a messenger RNA of Closterium sp. NIES-65, 456 nucleotides long. The record is from the annotation of a GenBank genome assembly. Lineage: Eukaryota; Viridiplantae; Streptophyta; Zygnematophyceae; Desmidiales; Closteriaceae.
AUGCUAGAGGAAGCGCAAGCAGAGGAAGCACAAGCAGAGGAAGCACAAGCAGAGGAAGCACAGGCAGAGGAAGCGCAAGCAGAGGAAGCACAAGCAGAGGAAGCACAAGCAGAGGAAGCGCAAGCAGAGGAAUCGGAAGCAGAGGAAGCGCAAGCAGAGGAAGCACAAGCGGAGGAAGCGCAAGCAGAGGAAGCACAAGCAGAGGAAGCGCAAGAAGAGGAAGCACAAGCAGAGGAAGCAACAGCAGAGGAAUCGCAAGCAGAGGAAGCACAAGCAGAGGAAGCACAAGUAGAGGAUCGCAAGGAGAGGAAGCGCAAGAAGAGUGAGCGCAAGCAGAGGAAGCGCAAGCAGAGGAAGCGCAAGCAGAGGAAGCACAAGCAGAGGAAGCACAAGCACAAGAAGCACAUGCAGAGGAAGCGCAAGCAGAGGAAGCGCAAGCAGAGUAAGCACAAGUAG